Protopolystoma xenopodis is the source of this 978-nucleotide messenger RNA. NCBI's taxonomy places the organism in Eukaryota, Metazoa, Platyhelminthes, Monogenea, Polystomatidea, Polystomatidae. The record is from the annotation of a GenBank genome assembly.
AUGGCUCUUCAGCCUGACAAACAGGGCCAUGUGAGUCCAGGCGAGAUACUCACCGAAUCGGGACUCUUAUCAACCAUGACCUCCUCCGCGAAGGUGCGGGAUGUCGAGCAUUUGGAGACCGCCAUUUUGCAUGCUCCGCCUGGCCUGCGUAUCCGUCCGGGCGAUCGGCUCUCGGACAGCCCUACCCGAGACCAGGAUGAAGAUGAAGAAGAUGGAGAAGAAGAAGAGGAUGAAGAGGAUGAUGAUAAUGGCGAUGAUGAUGGUGAGGAGGAGGAGGAGGAGGAGGAGGAUGGUUGGACCCUUUUGAGAUGUCAGACGAUGGCUAAGGCUAAUCAAAAACAGGCUGUCUAUACACAUCAGAAAAGUGGUGAAGAUGAGGCGGAACAGCGGAACUGGAGGGAUGACCAGGUGAAGCAGUACAACAAUUUGAAUGGACCCAAGAAUCUUGUCUCUUCCGGUCGUAUUUUGGAGCGUGGCCAAAAGGGAAGAAUGCCUGAUCGGCCGCCUCCUGCUGGACAGGCCACUCCGCCAAUUGCUGAUGCCUUUGAGAUCGUAGGUGUCACCAACACCGGUUCAAUUGCUCUUGCCCGUCAUCAGGCCUCUGAAUGGCACGAAUCAGAGUCUGGCCCAAGUUCAACUAGCGGGGCAGAUGAGUCCUCGUUUGAAGAGACAGACGAUUUACGUAUUAAAGACAGAGGAGAUGGCAGGCCGGGUAAUGGCAUGGAGUUUGAGGAGAAUGGAGGGAUUGUCAAUCCAGAUGAUGAAGAUUCAGAUGAUGGUGAUGAUGAUGCUGUUGCUUGUGCGAAUGGUGGAGAAGAGGGCGGGGAUGAAGAAGAUUAUGCAAUCAUGUCAGAGAGAUGUGAAUGUACGAUCCCCGUUCUUCCAAAGUUGGUAUUCACAGACGCUUCUCCACUCGACAAAUUGGAGAUCAUAAGUCUUCAGAAAGAUGUCUUCCCAGUGAGUCCUAGAAACGUUUAG